Messenger RNA from Phlebotomus papatasi, 837 nucleotides. RefSeq names its product nucleolysin TIAR-like. The record is from RefSeq and is a predicted model, not a curated record. Gene Ontology annotation, cellular component: cytoplasmic stress granule. Lineage: Eukaryota; Metazoa; Arthropoda; Insecta; Diptera; Psychodidae. The transcript is spliced from 5 exons. The coding region runs from base 1 to 837 and encodes 278 amino acids. Gene Ontology annotation, molecular function: mRNA binding. Gene Ontology annotation, biological process: nuclear-transcribed mRNA catabolic process, nonsense-mediated decay; regulation of mRNA stability; cytoplasmic stress granule assembly.
AUGAUAGUCAGUGGAGGAUUACUGGUGCUGAAAAGUGCUCAAUUGGAUGCCCAAGGUGUUGAACAAAUGCGUGGUAUAGUUAUUUGUGUGUCAGAGACAAUUCCCAGUGCGUUUGGUGGUACUGCAGCUGGUGCAUCUGCAACCCAGAGUUGGAGAAGCUUUUUGGAAAGGAAAAGAAAGGUGGACGAGUCACAGCCCAAGACCCUGUAUGUGGGCAACUUGGACAAUUCGGUGUCUGAGGAAUUGCUAUGGUCGCUCUUUGCACAGAUUGGCAUGGUGAAGAAUUGCAAGAUAAUUAGAGAACCUGGCAAUGAUCCCUAUGCAUUCAUUGAAUUUACCAAUCAUCAGUCAGCGUCCACAGCACUGACCGCCAUGAAUAAGAGACUCUUCCUGGACAAGGAGAUGAAAGUUAAUUGGACCACGAGUCCGGGAAAUCAGCCAAAAGCUGACACUAGCUCCUACCAACACAUUUUCGUUGGGGAUUUGAGUCCGGAAAUUGAGGCAGAGACCCUGAGGGAGGCUUUUGCACCCUUUGGAGAAAUUUCCAAUUGUUGCAUUGUGCGCGAUCCGCAAACACUGAAAUCCAAGGGAUAUGCCUUUGUGUCGUUCGUUAAGAAGGCUGAAGCUGAGAAUACCAUUCAGUCGAUGAAUGGACAGUGGCUGGGCUCUAGGUCAAUUCGUAACAACUGGAGCGCCCGCAAACUUCCACCACCGCGUGAAACGAGCAAGGGUAUCAAGGGUGGUAAGCCAUCGUACGAAGAGAUUUACAAUCCGCCAAAACUUGACAGUUCCACUCUCCCAAGGGAUCUAUUUACGAGCGCGGUGCGCUUGAGAUAA